Xenia sp. Carnegie-2017 is the source of this 1133-nucleotide messenger RNA. Its product is annotated as 33 kDa inner dynein arm light chain, axonemal-like. Gene Ontology annotation, cellular component: axoneme; filopodium. The record is from RefSeq and is a predicted model, not a curated record. Lineage: Eukaryota; Metazoa; Cnidaria; Anthozoa; Malacalcyonacea; Xeniidae. Gene Ontology annotation, molecular function: dynein heavy chain binding. The transcript has 9 exons. Bases 101 to 883 code for a protein of 260 amino acids.
AACUCAUAAAGUAAACUUAGCAUUGGCAUUAUAUGAUAGCCUCAAAGUUGAGGAAUUUUUUUCUUGAUUUUGGCGCUUUUCGUAGCUUUAUGUGGCAGAAAUGAUUCCUCCAAACGCGUCGUUGGUCAAAUACGACAAUCCAGCCUUAGUCAGCCGUAAUACCGACAAGAAAUCGCCAAGAUCACGUCCUUUGAAAGUGAGUGCAAAGCAAGAAGUUAAUGGCAGCAGUCCUAUUCCACCGCCACCUAAAACGGGAAAGAUAAAUUCAAGCGAUGUGCAGAGUAAGAAUCAACAGACAGAAGAGAUUCUUAAUUCAAUACUACCACCAAGAGAAUGGACGGAGAAUGGUCAGCUUUGGGUACAACAAGUAUCAAGCACACCAGCCACAAGACUAGAUGUUGUCAAUUUACAGGAGCAAUUAGACAUGCGACUUCAACAAAGACAAGCUAGAGAAACGGGUAUUUGUCCAGUAAGACGAGAGUUGUAUUCUCAAUGUUUUGAUGAACUCAUUCGUCAAGUCACCAUAAAUUGCGCGGAAAGAGGUCUUCUUCUAUUGAGAGUACGCGAUGAGAUACGAAUGACGAUUGCUGCUUAUCAAACUUUGUAUGAGAGCAGUGUUGCCUUUGGUAUGCGAAAAGCGCUUCAAGCUGAGCAAGGAAAAGCUGACAUGGAACUCAAAAUUGAGGAGUUGGAAGGCGACAAGAAAGAUUUUGAACGUCAAGUGAACGAACUGAAAGCGAAAUGUGAUGCGAUUGAGAAACGUGAAGCAGAACGUCGUACGAUCGAGGAAAAAAAACACGCAGAGGAAAUACAGUUUCUGAAACGAACAAACCAGCAACUGAAGACACAACUAGAAGGAAUCAUCGCGCCAACAAAGAAGUAACAUAUGUCUGUCUCUCAUUGUUACAGCACCCACUGCAAGAAAAUACAUAACUUACGUUUUAUAAUAUUAUAUAAUUAUAUAUAUAUAAUGUGUAUUUAAUUGAACAUGUAUUGUGUUGCCCUUUUGAUGUAAUGUUUAAUUCUAAUACCUUAGGACGUUUCAACUAUGUUGUAGCUUAAAGUUUGUGUUAAUCGUAGUUGAAAUUGAUUAUUCUAAGGAGAAAAUUAUAAGAGAGCAUUUUUUUCAUUUA